AUGGCAGAUCCCCAGCACAGACAAGAGUUUGUCAGUCCACAGAGGAGCCUUGAGACCUAUUCCUAUGACAGAUACCACCCAUGGGGGAGGGGAAUCUAUCAGUGGAUGCGCCAGGUCAGCGAGAAGUAUGCAGAAGUGCUGACACAGCAUUUCCUGAGAAUGACCUAUGAGACCUGGCCCAUGCACUACCUGAAGGAGAGUGCAGAGAUCAGCUUAACUUCCAGCAAUUCCAAGAAGACUAUUUGGAUAGACUGUGGAAUUCAUGCCAGCAGAUGGAUUGCCCCCGCUUUCUGCCAGUGGUUUCUGAGAGAGGGAAGUGUCUUUACUUGCCUCCUAAUGCUAAAUCAUGCCAUUGAGUACCUGUCCACUCUGGGCUCUUCAGAAACAUACUUCUUUCCCGUUAACUGGAACGGUAUUCAAUUAGCCCCACUUCAAAUUCUACAGAAUGAUAAAGACAGUGCAAGGAUCGGCAGACUCCUUAAGGAACUAGACUAUGUGCUAAAUGCCGAUGGUUAGAUCUACACUUGGACAACAGCAUGGACACUGCCUGUGGGGCAGGGCUAUUUAUGUUUGCAUAUCGGCACACCCAUAAACUGCCAAGAUGUAACAUUCUGUGGGAUAGAACCAAUGUUGGAACCAGAACUCACUCCUUCUCAAGCCUUACAGAAAGCAAGGGGAAAAAAAGACAUCCUGUGCUUCCUGAUCAUGGGCUCUUAUGGGCAACUCAUUCUCACACCAUAUGGCCACACCAAAAAUAAACCACAUAACUACGAAGAACUAAUUCAAGUUGGACAGAAGGCGGCAAGAGCCCUGAAAGCAAAGCAUGGAACCAAUUAUAGAGUUGGAUCGGGUGCAGAUAUUUUAUAUAUGCUGUCAGGAUCCUCAAAAGACUGGAAUGGAGGCAUUGGGAUCCCCCUCUUCUCAUACACAUUUGAGCUGGUGGACAAUGGUACCCAUGGGUUUGCUCUGAUCUAGUGCAUAUAUGAGGAGACAGGGAAACCAUUUUCUUACCCCUUGAUGAUGUGUAUGAGAAUUACUGGCCCAAAGGGGGCACUCACUAUCUCGGCAGCAGCCAUGCUUUACUUCUUCACAUGUCUCCUUUAAGUAUGUCCUACUCUGGCCUGCUUAGCCCCAGUGAUGGGGAUGUGGUUGGGGUGAAGGUGUGUGUUGCACAGCAACCAAA
Messenger RNA from Rattus norvegicus (Norway rat), 1183 nucleotides. RefSeq names its product carboxypeptidase O (gene Cpo). Lineage: Eukaryota; Metazoa; Chordata; Mammalia; Rodentia; Muridae. The record is from RefSeq and is a predicted model, not a curated record.